Trematomus bernacchii (emerald rockcod) is the source of this 3988-nucleotide messenger RNA. RefSeq names its product chloride channel protein-like. Gene Ontology annotation, molecular function: voltage-gated chloride channel activity. Lineage: Eukaryota; Metazoa; Chordata; Actinopteri; Perciformes; Nototheniidae. Gene Ontology annotation, biological process: transmembrane transport; chloride transport. Gene Ontology annotation, cellular component: membrane. The record is from RefSeq and is a predicted model, not a curated record.
AUGGCCGCAGAUGCGUCGGAAAGGAAGGCUCUGAGAUACAAGCAAACCCUGCUCUAUGGGGAGUACCAAGAGAACCAGGGAGGCUCCGGGAGACGGGAGGCCACACGCCUGCUGACUGAGAGACAGAUCAAGAAACAUGGAAACCACCCUCGCAGCCACGGCAGGACAAGACAUGGCCGACGUAGCCAUGGUCAGAAUGGAUAUCACAGCAGACAUCAGCUUGGCUAUUACAGCAGGCAGAGGAGGCGUCAGUCCGCCAUGGACACCGAGGGCAAAGAGCAGGAUCAAACUGCUGAACCCGACCCCACGUCCUCCACGAAAAAGAAACGCUCCUACUCCAAGUGUAGAGACUGCAUAGCACGGGUGCAGCGAUUCCUGGUGACCAGGUUGGGAGAAGACUGGAUCUUCCUCAUUAUGCUGGGCAUCACAAUGGCGCUGGUCAGCUGGACAAUGGACUAUGCCAGCGCAAAAAGCCUGCAAGCCUAUAAAUGGAUUUAUGGGGAGCUGAAGGGGAAAAUCGCCUUGCAGUACCUGGCCUGGGUUUCAUAUCCCCUGAUCUUCAUCCUGUUCUCCUCCCUCUUCUGUCACCUGGUCGCUCCUCAGGCUAUUGGUUCUGGCAUCCCAGAGCUGAAGACCAUCCUGAGAGGCGUGGUGCUGAAGGAAUAUCUAACUCUCAGGGCCUUUGUUGCUAAAGUCAUCGGUCUGACGGCUGCCCUGGGCAGCGGGAUGCCUGUAGGCAAAGAGGGCCCGUUUGUCCACAUCGCCAGUAUCUGUGCUGUCGUUCUCAGCAGGUUCAUGUCCUUCUUUUCAGGAGCUCAGAAUCCAUACUGUUACACAGACAUCCUGACAGUGGGCUGUGCUGUCGGGGUGGGCUGCUGCUUUGGGACUCCACUUGGAGGUGUGCUCUUUAGUAUAGAAGUAACAUCCACAUACUUUGCUGUGAGAAACUACUGGAGAGGAUACUUUGCUGCUACAUUUAGUGCCUUCAUAUUCAGAGUGUUAUCCGUGUUCAACAAAGAUGCAGUAACCAUCACUGCUCUGUUCAGGACAAACUUCCGCAUGGAUUUCCCUUUUGACCUGCAGGAGCUGCCUGCCUUCGCCAUCAUUGGGAUCUCCUGUGGGUUCUUGGGGGCGUUCUUCGUCUAUCUCAACAGACAGGUGGUGCUGUUCAUGAGACGCCCCAACGCCAUGACACGCUUCCUCACCAAACACCGGCUGAUUUUCCCUGCUGUGGUAACACUGGUCAUCGCCACCCUGACCUUCCCACCUGGGUUUGGACAGUUCAUGGCAGGAGAGCUGAUGCCAAGAGAGUGUAUCAACUCCCUGUUUGACAACUUUACGUGGACAAAGAUUUCGGGGUCUUCUCCUCCGGUGGGUCUGGGCCUCUCCGCCGCCUGGCUUCACCCUGACGUCAGCGUCUUCGUCAUCCUGCUGCUCUUCCUGUUCAUGAAGUUCUGGAUGUCUGCUGUGGCCACCGCCAUGCCCAUUCCAUCUGGGGCAUUCAUGCCUGUCUUCAUACUGGGAGCUGCAUUCGGCAGGCUGGUGGGAGAGAUCAUGGCCACACUGUUUCCUCAUGGGAUUGUGUUCGAUGGCAUCCUUUACCGCAUCAUCCCAGGAGGGUACGCAGUCAUUGGAGCGGCAGCUUUGACCGGGGCUGUGACUCACACGGUGUCCACGGCGGUGAUCUGCUUUGAGCUGACAGGUCAGAUCUCCCACAUCCUGCCCAUGAUGGUGGCAGUAAUCCUGGCCAACAUGGUGGCCCAGGGCCUGCAGCCCUCCCUGUACGACUCCAUCAUCCAGGUCAAGAAGCUGCCGUACCUGCCGGAGCUCGGCUUCGGACACAUGAGCCAGUACAACAUCUUUGUAGAAGACAUCAUGGUGAGAAGGGUGAAGUUUAUUUCAUCUCAGUCCUCGUACAGAGAAGUCAAACAUCUGCUGGACUCCUCCUCAAUCAAUUCAAUCCCACUGGUCGACUCAAAAGACUCUAUGAUCCUAUUGGGCAGCAUUGACAGGUUGGAGCUCCUCGCUCUCUGUGAUUGGUGGUUAUCGCCAGAGAGAAGACUCCUGAUGCAGGGUCAGAGCAUACAGGAGCAGAACCAGUCCCAGGAGCACAGCUGGGAGUCCUUCGCCUAUGUAGAUGAGGAGGAAGAGGAGGAAGAGGAGGACGGAGAGAAGGGCAGCCCGGUGCAGGAGGAGAGGAACGGCCCCCUGCCCCCCCCCAAGCCUCACGAGCCGUCCUCCAACCACACUGCUCCUGUCCCUGAGAAAGGUCCUCUCCAGUCUGUGAGGAAAACACUCAGGAACCUCUUCACCUCUAAGAGCAGACAGACCGAAGGACAGUCGCAGGAGCCCUGUCCUGCUCCCCUGUCAGACCCAAUGACACCAUACGAGAUCACGGUGUGGGAAGAGGAGGAGAUGGACAAGCCGAUGGAAAUCGAUGAGAUACGAAUAGACCCCUCCCCUUUCCAGCUGGUCGAGAGAACAUCAUUACACAAGACCCACACCCUGUUCUCACUGCUGGGGCUCAGUCACGCCUAUGUGACCAGUAUUGGCAAACUGGUGGGAGUGGUGGCACUUAAAGAGCUCCAGAAGGCCAUCGAGGGCUCCACCCGCUCUGGCGUCCGGCUCCGUCCUCCGCUCGCAAGCUUCCGCAAACACAGCUCUGCCCCUAAACCUCCACCUUCUUCUUCCACUGCUCCCUCCUCUCCGACCUCCACCUCCUGUCCCUUAGCUCUCCCUGUUCCCCAGCCUCCACCCCUGUCUCCCCCUCACCAUCAGCUCCACAUCCACGAGACUGAGACGGAGGUGUGGAUCGAGGGCGUGACCUUGGAGGUGGAGGAGAGCAGCAGCUACACCACGGGGAGCGGCCCCGGGGCCUGCAGCUCUCCCAGAACCAGUUGCAGCGACAACAGCAACGUCACCCUCCCUCCAUCCACCCCUCCUCCCCCGGUCCCUCCCCCCUCCACUCCUCCUCCUUCUCCUUCUCCUCCUCCUUCUCCUUCUCCUUCUCCUUCUCCUUCUCCUUCUCCUUCUUCCACCUCCAUCCCUCCCUCCACCCUGACACCCUUACAGAGACUGCUUGAGGGGGAUGAAGACAGUGAUGAUGAGCCAAUGGUGUAGAGUAGAAAAGAGUGAUGGUCAUGUUUUUUUUAUAAUGGAAAACUUUUUUAAUGGUCUGAGUUUUGUUUCAGUUUCUUAACUUGUUGCUCUGGUCUUUGGACACUCAUUUACCUCUCUUUGUCGCUGUUUAUGUAGAGUAAAGAUUUCAGGCAUCAUUUCUUAAUUUUGUAAGUUUAUCCCUCCCUACCAAAAAACUUCUACUAUACAAAUACUUAACCUGCCUCACUUAUUCUUUCUCUCUCAAUGUUUUUCAUUUCUCAAGAUUCAACCAAUUUGAGUUUAUAUUCUCUGGACUGAAGUUGAUGUCAUUGUUUUUUCUUAUCCAAACAAAGCCCAGAAUUCAAUAUUACAUUUUUCGAAUAACAUUUUUAAAUCAUGAUAAAGUCAUUCUACAGAGGAAUACAUGUAGAAUACACUUCUAUAUGUUGCAUUUUGAUGGAUUAGACACCUCUUUAUGCCACAGUGCUCUCCAGGUAAAACAUAUGCUGCAUAUUUUAGUUUUUAUAAACACAAUAUACUCUUUAAACAGUAAUCUAUUCUUGUAUUCACACAAGAAUACUAGCUCUCUCGUAACCUGUGUCUAUAUAGCAGGAGCUAUUGAUUUUGAAACUGGCAGCAGACCAUCUGUAUAGCAGCAGACUUAAGGAGCUGUGCAGUCUGUGUUGAAAACGACCUCCACAUUGUGUGCUGACCUUGUGGCUGCGGCCUCACAGCUCAUCGCGGUCAGGUUGAUGGAAAGUGCAGCUAAAGGCGGCUAACGAGGGACAAACCGCUGUAAACUGGAGGUCCUGGAGAUUAUUUCCCCCUCGUGUUCCCUAACAAAGAAAACGUCCAGAUGUUGUUCACACGUGACUUCUCUUAAUUAAUU